AUGGAGAACCUAUUCAUCUACCCUUUCGCCUUCCUUUACCAAUUGAUUCAAUGGUUCCUGAGCAAGGUUUUCUCUCCUGCACCGCCAGAACCAGGAGAAAGACUUGAUAGACCUAAGAUUGCGAUUAUUGGGGCGGGCUUAACCGGCGUUUCGGCAGCCUCGCACUGUGUUGGCCAUGGAUUUGAUGUCCAAAUCUUCGAGGCCGGACCCCGAGAGCAGCUUGGUGGAAUUUGGAGUAGAGUUAAUAACACAUCCGGACUGCAAAUACACUCCAUGAUGUACCGCUUCCAUCCCUCCGUCCAAUGGUCAGGAGGUUAUCCAAACAAACAACAAAUCGUAUCGCAGAUAACCGAGCUAUGGAAGCGAUAUGGCCUAGAAAAAAAGACCAAAUUCAAUACUCCUGUCGAGAAAGUGUAUCAAGACGACAAAGGUCGCUGGAUCAUCAACAGCCCUUCUGAAGGACGCUUCGAGGGCAUCAUCGCCGCAGUAGGAACUUGUGGCGAUCCCAAAAUGCCGCAUUUUCCUGGCGUGGAGAAGUUCAAGGGAGAAAUAUGCCAUUCUUCUCAGUUAACGGGGAAGCAUGCUAAGGGAAAAUCAAUUGCCAUCAUUGGUGGAGGAGCAAGUGCUGUGGAAGCAUUGGAGUUUGCAGCUGAGGAGGAGGCUAGUAAGAUUUAUAUUCUUGCGAGGUCUGACAAGUGGAUCAUCCCGCGGAACGCCCUUAUUGAUAUGCUUCUCUCAUUUAACAUUCUCGGACAAGAGACGAUGUUCUCCUGGAUUCCUGAGCUUCUGUUGAAGAAGUUCUUCUACCGCGACCUUGAAGAUCUUGCGCCUACAGAUAAAGGCCUCUUCACUGGUACCCCAAUGGUCAAUUCUGAUGUGAUGGAUAAGAUUAGAUCCGGAAAGGCUGAUUGGCUGCGAGGGGACAUCAAAGGCUUCACGGAAGAAGGGAUACGGUUCAACACUAGAGCUAAAGGUGUUCCUACUGGUGGACCAGGACGAGAACGUCUCAUUAAGGCCGAUAUGGUAGUUUUGGCUACGGGAUUUGACCGCCCAACUCUUGACUUCCUCCCUGAAGACAAUUUCGAGGAUCCUUAUAGUGCGCCAAACUGGUAUCUGCAGACCUUCCCUCCAAAACAUCCAAGCAUAUGCUGCAAUAACUGCACAUAUGUCAACGCUAUCGGCACCGUCGGCAACUGGCAUAUUGGAAUUUACACCCGUAUCCUCCUAAUGUUCCUUUCCGACCCACUUGCUCGCCCCAGCCCCUUCUGGAUGGAACGCUGGAUCGACAUGACGAAAUUUCUAAAGAGAUUUGCCCCAACUGGCGCCUUUGAUUUCUUCACAUAUGUGGAGUUGGUCUGGUGGUUUACCUUCUGCGUCGCUUUUAACCCGUUUAGGUGGAAGUGGGCGUUGUUCGUGUUUUUUGGCAUUGGUCAUGGGCUGCCCAGGCGCGUGGUGGAUGCUGAGGAUAAGUUGAGGGAAAAAGCUGGGUAUAAAAAUGGGAAUAAUUAUGAUGUUGGACAGAGCAUUUAA
This is a messenger RNA of Venustampulla echinocandica, 1530 nucleotides long. Its product is annotated as FAD protein. Bases 1 to 1530 code for a protein of 509 amino acids. The record is from RefSeq and is a predicted model, not a curated record. The transcript has 3 exons. Lineage: Eukaryota; Fungi; Ascomycota; Leotiomycetes; Helotiales; Pleuroascaceae. Gene Ontology annotation, molecular function: NADP binding; N,N-dimethylaniline monooxygenase activity; flavin adenine dinucleotide binding.